Molecule: messenger RNA, 1725 nt
Organism: Drosophila eugracilis
Lineage: Eukaryota; Metazoa; Arthropoda; Insecta; Diptera; Drosophilidae
Gene: Pld3
Product: 5'-3' exonuclease PLD3
Exons: 3
Coding region: 137-1585 (482 amino acids)
Molecular function (GO): catalytic activity
Source: RefSeq, a predicted model, not a curated record
UUCCAAGUUCCGAUCAUUGGUUCUUUAUCAUUCUUCGUUUAGCGCAAAUUCAAGAGAGUCGCAGCCAUCAUCACCUGCCGUAUCGAUAAAGAUAACAAGCCUUUGUGGCUAAUCGCAAAUCUUAACGUUUUUCGCCAUGCCGGAAUACAAAAAGCUGGAAAAUCAGGAUACGGAUGUGGAGAGUGCGCCUCGCCCCGUCCAGGACACCCAAGGGGAACCAAGGCCAGCAGCCCAAAUGGUGACAGUGUCCUUGAUAAUGCUCCUGUUCCUCGGCAGCUCCUACUUCCAGCCACGACCACGCCUCCAUCAGUAUCAAGGAGGCAGGGGACAUGGCUUGCAUCAAAAGUAUGACUGCAACAUCCAAUUAGUAGAGUCCAUUCCCAUUGGCCUCACAUAUCCUGAAGGUAGCCCAAAAUUCCUAAGCACCUAUGAAGCCUGGCAGCAGUUGUUGGACAGCGCAAAGACCUCGCUGGAUAUAGCUUCCUUCUAUUGGACACUUAAAGCCGAGGAUACUCCUGGGGUAAAGGAUAACAGCACUCAGCCAGGCGAGGACAUCUUUGCCAGACUCCUGGCCAACGGAAACGGAGGCAGCCGGUCACCGAGGAUAAAGAUUCGCAUUGCCCAGAGCGAGCCCUCCAGUGUGUCUCCAAAUUUAAACACAAAGUUGUUAGAAAGCGCUGGAGCCGCCGAGGUUGUAAGCAUCUCGUUUCCCAAGUACUUUGGUAGUGGAGUCCUUCACACCAAGCUCUGGGUGGUGGAUGACGAGCAUUUUUACCUGGGCAGCGCCAAUAUGGACUGGCGGGCACUCACCCAGGUCAAGGAAAUGGGCGUUCUCGUACAGAAUUGUCGGCAAUUGACACUCGAUGUGGCCAAGAUCUUUUCGGAGUACUGGUAUUUGGGCAACAGCGCACCAUCCAAGAUUCCCAAUUGGGACUGGUCAUACAGGACCAACUUCAACUUACAGCAACCCAUGCAGCUAAACGUGAACAAGAAUACCACUAUGGAAGGUUUUCUUUCCAGCUCACCACCCCCACUAUCAGCCUGGGGGAGAACAAACGACCUGGACGCAAUUCUCAACACUAUCAAUUCGGCCAUAACGUAUGUUAAUAUUGCUGUAAUGGACUACUAUCCACUGAUCAUCUAUGAGAAAAACCACCACUAUUGGCCGUUUAUCGACGAUGCACUGCGCCGGGCAGCUGUGGAACGGGGCGUGGCGGUUAAGCUGCUCAUAUCCUGGUGGAAGCACUCUAAUCCCAGCGAGGACAAGUACUUAAAGUCCCUACAGGAUCUGGCCUCAAAAAAAGACAAUGUUGAUAUACAAAUUCGCCGCUUUAUUGUGCCAACGGAUGCAAGCCAGGAAAAUAUUCCAUUUGGCCGGGUCAACCACAAUAAAUACAUGGUCACUGAUCGAGUGGCUUACAUCGGCACAUCCAACUGGAGUGGCGACUAUUUCACGGAUACUGCUGGUAUUGGCCUGGUGCUAAGUGAAACUCAUGAGACGGAGAGCACAAAUACAUUAAGGAGCGAUCUGCGCAACGUUUUCGAGCGGGACUGGAAUAGCAAAUACGCCACUCCGCUAAAAUAAUCGUUAUUUGAUUCCACUUAUUUUAAUCCAAUCCCAAUGUUAUAAAAAUUGUUCAAUUCUAUUCAUUGCUUUUAUUCCGUUUUGAUUAUGUGUUAGGGUAAAUAAAAGACUCGUUUUACGGCCAUAACAGAAAAUACAAA